Molecule: messenger RNA, 2523 nt
Organism: Gaeumannomyces tritici R3-111a-1
Lineage: Eukaryota; Fungi; Ascomycota; Sordariomycetes; Magnaporthales; Magnaporthaceae
Exons: 2
Coding region: 334-1950 (538 amino acids)
Source: RefSeq, a predicted model, not a curated record
ACGACACAAAGAUCCUUGCAGUCUUGCAGCCGCCCGGCCCAAGGUUGAUCCCCCAUCAAUUGGGAUGCAGCGAUGCAUCUUAGUGUCCAUGGCUGACAUGCGUGUUGUAAAUCUGCAAUUACAGCCACAGCUGAGGAGGAUGGGGCCCCGGCAUCGUUUCCUAUUUUCCUCCGUGUCGGCUCUUAUUAUGCGCAGGUGCGGACCUCUCAUACUCAAUAUUAUAGUCCCCCAUUUGUUCCUCUCGGAAUUUUGAGGUGCUAUUGGAAAAUACCAGGCACCGCUAAUAAUCAACCAGCGGAAGCCAUCCUCGACGGUGGCCUACCACCAUCGGCCAUGAUGGCGAACUGGCAAGAUCACCAGCAGCAGCAGCAGCAACAGCCAACCCCGCCUCUACAAUGCCCUCCAGUCGAGCCGGCAUACUACGAAGAGCAUACCGCUGCCGGACACUAUGACACGGGUCCCGAGGUUGCGUACUCGACGGGCAACCACCUGUAUCCGGUGCCGCCGAGUGCAGGGUCCUCGGCGCCCAUGUUGCAAGACGAACACCAGAUCACAAAUUCUCUGGGAGCCUUCACCCCACCUCCUCCCAAACACUCGCCGGUCACGCCGACGACGCCGACGCCUCUCGCCAGCGGUGUGGGUGCUUCUGGUGCCGUUAGCGACAACGCACCGCGGCAGCGCCUGCUGUUGGUCGGAGUCGCCAUCCUGGUUGCGCUAGUAGCCGCAGCGGUCGGCGGCGUCGUCGGUUGGAAGGUGACCGAGUCCACAAAGAGCCCUAGCACCUGCGCCCCCGCGAGCGGUGCUGGCAAUGGAGGAGACGGAAGAGAAGCCGACCCGAAACGUCCGCCGCCGCCGCUCUGCCCGACAACCGGGAUGACGGCGAACGGCUCGUCCAAGUACAUUCGGGGCAACUCGGCCAUCGCCGUCGCGGGUUGUCGGUCCGGCGACGACUUCUUCGUCAAGCUGGCCUACCAGGCGCCCGACGACAGCAUCAUGGUGAGCGAGCUUGCCGCCCCAUACGGCUCCUGGGACGCGCCACGACCCAUCGUCCGCGCGUCCGCGGAGAAGAUGAUGGCCGGGGGACCGCUGACCGCAACCGUGAUCUACGUGGAAGAUCAACCAUAUUAUAUGCCCCAAUACCAGUUCUACUACCUAUCAGACACUGGCAAGGUCCUGGGUGUCAACUUCCGCAACCACUACCCGGGCGGUCUCACAGACAGUGUAAACACACAACCCUUUAUGGCGUCCACCAGGAGCUCCAUGUCGGCGCUCUGGCCCUAUGUGCACUUCAAGGCCCCCGACGGCAAGUUCUACGAGGUCGGCUGGUCCAACAUGGCGCGCCCCUUCCCCAACAUCACGGCCACCGACGUCGCCGAGGACUCGCCCCUGCUGGCCCUGCCGCUGAAGGUCGACCAGGGCGCGUCGCCGCUCCGGGACCCCUCCGUCAGGCUCUUCUACAGGGGGGCGCAGGACGGGAGGCUGAAUGUGCACGCGCGCGGGGGGGACAACGGGGUGUUGAGAGAGCAGUCAGGUCCGUUGGGCGUCGAGAUACCACAGGGGUCGCCUUUGGCAGGGUUCGCGACGGCGCGGCAGGGAGGCGGCGUGGCGCUCGACACGGUCGUACUCUUCCAGGAUGCCGGAGGCCGCAUCCUCUUCGUGUCCCAGACCGCCGCCGUCGGUGGUGGUGGCGGCGGCGGCAGCAGCAAUAACAACAACAAAUGGUCCGACCCCAAGUCCGACCCCGUCUUUUCCGGCGCCGACGUCCCGACGCGCAUUGCCUGCCUGACACAGGGCACGGGGGUCAACGACGGAGGUUCCCAAAGGGCAAUGAAGCUGUCGGCGCGCGAAGACAUGAACAUGUGCUUCUUCCAGGCUGAUGGCGGCAAGCUCAGAUAUGUCCUGUAUCAGGGUGGGCAGUGGAGGAACCUUGGAUACAUACCGAUGCCAUGACGGGUGGGACCUCCUUCUCUCUAUCUCCAUCUCGCUAUUUGCUUCGCUUUCGCUUCCAUAAUGACAGCACGCUUUCUCCGGCCCCUGCCCCCCCUCACUUCAUUAUUCCAUACCACUACAACCGUCAAAUACCCCCUUUGUAUGCUAAUAUUCAGGAUAUAUAAUUAGCACUACAUUUUCCAAUUCUCAAAGACACAUGGAUCAUCAGGUGCCUGCUGGAACCGCCCGCAGCCUAUUCUCAUGCCGACCCUGUACGGCACCGGGCGGACCGUGGCUUCGGUGUCGGAGCGUUCGCUCGCGUCACGCAGGUCUAGCAGAUCCCACGUUUCUGAUACGUGACAGAUUGUCAGGGAGGUGCAUGUGAUUGAAAGAUACGCAACGCCCUUGGCAGGGGUGGUGCAGUCGCUAAUUAAUCAAUAUGGCCUGCGGAACUGGAAGUCGUAGUGGGCGUCUAUACGGGCCCGAUCCCCCACCCUCUCGGCCACCAGCUUAUCCCGCGCCUCGCGACCCUCCGGCCCCGUCACACGCAGCUCCCCGACUGCCCGAGCUGCCUUGACGAGGUGCGACGUGUGG